Messenger RNA from Phaethon lepturus (White-tailed tropicbird), 671 nucleotides. RefSeq names its product ras-related and estrogen-regulated growth inhibitor-like protein. The annotation marks the transcript as partial. The transcript is spliced from 4 exons. NCBI's taxonomy places the organism in Eukaryota, Metazoa, Chordata, Aves, Phaethontiformes, Phaethontidae. The record is from RefSeq and is a predicted model, not a curated record. Gene Ontology annotation, molecular function: GTP binding; GTPase activity.
GUGUUGGCUUUGAGGACGGGAAGAGGCACGGCCGCUGUCCGUGGGGCGAUCGCUUGAAACUCCAGCAGUGCGCCCGGGCACCGGGGCUGGCGGAGUGCUCGUCGCAAAGCAGCUGUGAGGGGACUCAGGAAGGGGAGAGAACCGGGCCGCAUGUGCGAAGUGCGGAAUGCAUCUACACUAAACACUUAUGCCUGGAUGGGAGGCAGAUACACUUGGAAAUUUAUGACCCUUGUUCACAGCCACAGCGGGGGAAGCUCUCCCUCACAGACAAGCUCCACUGGGCUGAUGGAUUUAUCAUUGUUUACGACAUCAGCGACAGAGCAUCAUUUGCAUUUGCAAAAGCGUUGCUGUACAGGAUUCGGGAGUCCCACAUAGGAGCUUGCAAAAAAAUGGUCGAGUCAUCAGUAUUUUUGGUCGGUAAUAAACAGGAUUUAUGCCACAUGAGAGAAGUUGGCUGGGAUGAAGGUCAAAAGCUGGCGAUUGAUAACAAGUGCCAAUUCUGUGAACUGUCUGCAGCAGAACAUUAUCAGGAAGUUGUGGCAAUGUUCACAAAAGUCUUGAGGAAUAUCACCUCAAAUUUCAAAAUGAAGGAAAAGAGACGACCAAGUGGAUCAAAGUCAAUGGCCAAGUUAAUCAACAAUGUGUUUGGAAAGAGAAGGAAAUCUGUGUAA